GAUUCCAGCAGGGCCUUUGCAAGGUUUUCUGGAUGAUGCGGCAGGUUGUCGGCAUCACAGGAACUCGACAAACAUCACGAGCUCGGGCACGCUCUCCUGGUUCUGGCAGCGUCACGGUGGCUUCCGGUGGAAAAUCGCAGGGGCCAUCGCAGAACACGGCAUACGGCUUCCAAAGCCCUGCGCAGCCAAGCCGACCGUCUGUGGGCGCAAGCUGUGGGUCUAGCAGUAUCCCUUUUGCCGCUCCUGGCAAUCGCGCUGUCAAUGUGGCUCGGAAUAGCACCUCCGGUGCUGUGGCAGCUCCUGAACCGAAAACUUCUCGGACCUCGCGACUCAGUGUCGUGGUUCGGAAGCGGCCAAUGAACAAGAGGGAGGUGCAGACGGCACAGCAAGAUGUCGUGAUGUGCAGGGAAAGUGCCGUCAUAGUGCGGGAGCCGAAACUGAAGGUUGAUCUCACGCGCUAUGUGGAGGAGCACAACUUCCUCUUUGAUCAAGCCUUCGACGAGACGGUGACCAAUGAGUCGCUAUACAGGUCUUGUGUGCAGCCCAUCAUCGAUGCAGUCUUUCAUCGAGCCAAGUGCACUUGCUUUGCGUAUGGUCAGACAGGCAGCGGGAAGACCUUCACGAUGAUGGGCCCUCCCAAGCGCUUGGUCGAGAACCUUGCCCCGGAAGAGCGAACUCCCGGGAUUUUCCUGCUUGCAUCCCAGGACAUCUUCAGGUCGGUUGCGAGCAAGGACUACUCACACCUUGGAGUCUUCAUCGCUUUCUAUGAGAUCUACUGCGGUAAGCUUUUCGAUCUCCUGAACAACAGGCAGAUCUUGCACGCCCGCGAGAAUGCCAAAGGCAACGUUGUCAUUGCUGGGCUGCAGGAGCAUCCCGUGGGCAAUGUGCAGGAUCUGAUGGAGGUCAUCGAGUUCGGCCUCAACAGUCGGACAACGGGCGUGACCGGUGCCAACGUAGACUCGUCUCGCUCCCACGCCAUUCUGCAGAUCAGCUUGAAGGACUUGGAGUCCAAGGAGGAGCACGGGAAGAUCUCCUUCAUUGACCUUGCAGGCAGUGAGCGUGGUGCAGACACCCUGGACACCGACCGACAGACGCGCAUGGACGGCGCCGAGAUCAACAAGUCCUUGCUUGCACUCAAGGAGUGCAUCCGAGCCCUGGAUCAGCAGUUGGACCACACACCCUUUCGAGGCUCCAAAUUGACGCAGGUCUUGAAGGACUCCUUCGUUGGUGCAAACUGUCGGACUGUGAUGAUCGCGAAUGUCUCGCCGUGCAGUGGUGCUGUGGAGCACUCGCUCAACACUCUCAGGUAUGCGUACCGAGUGAAGGAGCUGCGAAGUGCACCAGCUCCUUCCAAGGUGGUGACACCACCACCAGGUCCCGGUGCUGAUGCUUCGCAACAGCUCCUCUCAAUGCAGGGCGAUCUUCUGGUGGAUCGCUCGAGUGACAGCAGCGAUGAGGAACUCCAGCCGCCACAGCCAUCGCGGCGUGCGUUCAGCAACGAUGCCCAGGCUUCACCUGCGAGCCAGGGCAGCGGAUCCAGUUGGAACGGCACGCAGCGAUUGGCAACCUCUGCACAGGUGGCCAACGCAGUUGCUGCGGCCAAUGCCGCCGCAGCUGCAGUACUGCCUUUGCAGCAGCAGAUUCAGCAGAAAGAGCUUCAGUACCAGCCACCUGCUGGACAGGCUACACCAUCACAGAAUUCCAACUGUCCGUCACAGCAACAGGCCCCACAGCACCAAUGCCACACGCCACAGCACUCCCCACCGAACACACACGUUCAGCCAUCAUUUCAACCACCGCAACCAACGCAGCCAACGCAGCCGCCAUCACAGGUGCAGCAGUCCAUAGUGCAGGACCCUGUGGCAGCUGGCCUCCCUGACCAUUCCCAAGCAGCUUUGGACGAGUUGGCUCGACAACACGACCGGCUCAUAGGCACCAUCCUGGCAGAGGAGGAGGAGUUGAUCACAGCUCACCGUCAGCACAUUGACAUGAUGGUGGAGCUGAUCAAGGAGGAGAUGGUGCACUUGAACAACGUUGACCGUCCGGGCUCUGACGUCGACGCUUACGUAAAUGGCCUCGACCGGAUACUCCGAAUGAAGGCUGAUUACAUCGGCGACAUCCGUUCUCGCGUGGACCUCUUCAAAGAGCACCUUGCGCAGGAGGAUGCGCUUUCACGGAAGUUCCAAUCCCUAGCAUCAUCAUCGGGUUGA
Messenger RNA from Symbiodinium sp. CCMP2456, 2210 nucleotides. NCBI's taxonomy places the organism in Eukaryota, Dinophyceae, Suessiales, Symbiodiniaceae. The record is from the annotation of a GenBank genome assembly.